Molecule: messenger RNA, 1811 nt
Organism: Xenia sp. Carnegie-2017
Lineage: Eukaryota; Metazoa; Cnidaria; Anthozoa; Malacalcyonacea; Xeniidae
Product: protein odr-4 homolog
Exons: 10
Coding region: 242-1345 (367 amino acids)
Biological process (GO): intracellular protein localization
Cellular component (GO): endomembrane system
Source: RefSeq, a predicted model, not a curated record
UGACCAGUUCACUUGGCAGGUUGAUGAUCAAAGUUUCAAAGUUUUCUUUUCACCAUUAAUGGGGGUUGUACAGCUACACUGUAUUUCAGUCUUAGCCAUUGCUUUCAGCGUCUUCGAAAUGUUCACUUAUCGUAAUACGAUAAGACAACAAGUUGUGCAAAAUAUAGAUUUUAGAAAAAUCUUUAAGGAAAACAUACAACACCAUGACACAACACAGAAUAAUUUGUUCUAGGUCAACUCAAUGUUGGUUGGUGGUCUAAAUAUCCUUGGUAUAUUUAUAUUUGGACCAACCGAGGCACGAAGCAAACUUCAAGCUAAAUUAAGACAAACGUUAUACGCUGUACAAAAGUUCUUAUCAAAUGAGCUCCCACUAACGAAAUGGAACCUACAGGAACAUUCUAAAGCAGUGCUUUUUCAUGUUUGUUGUAACACAAAGAAAACAACAUGCUACAAUAUUGAUGUAUCUGACAACAAAGCAAACAUGGAACCAGCUGAAUUCAAAUAUCAAAAAUUUAUAUCAAAAUGGAUUGAAGUUAAAAGCACAAUAAACCUAGAGUGGGACUUUAUCUUACAAAGAAAAGGGAAAAAUCGUUUUUCCGACAUGAAGGCAGCAGUGAUGCCGAAACUCUUAAAUAUAUCAAAGAGCUUGGCAACGCUCGAUGGAGUUAUAACGAAGGAAGAACAAUCACUCGUCAUGGAUAAACCAAAAGGUAACUCAAGAUCAGAGAAAAGUUUGCCAAGAACCAUACAACUUUACAUUAAAAAGGAUGAAUGUGAGCCCGAUAUCAAUAAAUGCAGCGGUCAAAGGACUAUGCUGUUUGGCAAGAUAGAAACGAUGGCGUAUCUCAAUGCCAAAUCAACAGUUAAAGAUGCUAUUAAUGCUAUAAAAUGCGACAUUAUUCGUAGCGUUCUUACAAGACUUCGCCUACUCUGUGAAGAUUUAGAUGAAACUUAUAAAAGCGAGAAAGAAGAUGUUAUGGAUGAAACAGAAAAUAAACCUCUUGUCAUGUUAGAACUACCUAGAAGAAUAUUUUCCCCAAUGUGCCGCGGGCAUAUACAUUUUUCGGAUUAUGUGUUUAAAUACGAAAAUAUCGAGGAUGUUUUAAACAGAAUUUUGGAACUUUUGGGAGCUUCUGUCGAUCAAAACGAUUUGCUCUUCCCAGAAAGUUUUCCAGAUGAAAAAAUUAAUCUGUUGGAUUGUUUUGACGAUGAGAGAGCGACUCGCAACGUUGAUGAUAAAAGUGAUGAAAUUAAGUCCAAUAAAUCGUUUCAAAUUAUAGGAGCAAGCUUUGGCGUGAUAACUGUUCUUAUGGCUACAAUAUACAAAUGGUUUAUUGAUGAAUGAAUGAAGGACGAAUGAAGAGCAAAUUUCCACCUCUCAUAAAAGUCACUUUUAAAUUUAUCAAACGACGCAACACACCGUAAUAUUCUUAAUAUUUGUGCUAAAGUGAGGCAUUCCCACUUGAUUUAGUUAAGAUAAUUACUAAUGCCAGUGCGUAAAUUUUCUCAAAUUUCUUUGACAUGCUUUUGGUGGUUAAAGUGCUUAACGAUUGAGAUGGCACCAUUCAAAGAACUAAGCUUUCAUAAAUUCUAGUCAAUCAGAGGGAUUAAUUCACCUAUAUUUUUGUUUCCAUAUCAAUACUUUUCUACAUGUUAUAGUGUUAUUUCUUUACAAGACAAAUAUUCCAUAAGUCUCAUAUCCCUCCGGAAUAAACAUAAAUAAUAAUCACUUCACGGGAGGGGGUCAUAAUGCAAUAGUCUGUAAAAUUGCUAAUGCAUUUUCUGCUCACAAAAUAAAUAUUCAAACAGUA